AUUGUUCUAAAUGCUUAAGUGCUUUAUCUAGCCCUCAGAGAUAAGAUGUACAACGACAUUAUAAAAGAUUAGCGAGUGGCGUUGUAUAUCGUUGUUAUUUUUGAAGUACUAACAAGACAAAAUGAAACUAGUGAUAGCUCUAGCCCUGCUGGCCGUGGCUGCGGCUGACAUCCAGCCUGUGGCCCUACCACCAGUCGUCCUACCCGCCGACGCCGCCCAGUACCAAGCUGCUGAACUGGCUGAAGCUCAAGCCAUAAGCAAGUCUGAGUUGGAAACCAUCAGGAUCGUUCUACCAGAAGGCAGUGAUGCCGUGAGGGUAGCCGAGGCGCCUCUGCCAGAGGUUGUGAGGGUAGUGGAUGCGGCGCCGGCUGCUAGUAAGAUCCAAGUGGUGGAAGCCCCGGCGCAGGGAUCGUGGCAGCCUGUGCGUGUGGACCCUAAGAGGCCCUACGCUCGCGGCAAGGUGUUCGAGAACCCGAUGUGGCGUUAAUUUCUUUAUAUACUUUUUUUUUUU
Messenger RNA from Plutella xylostella (diamondback moth), 511 nucleotides. RefSeq lists its product as uncharacterized. The record is from RefSeq and is a predicted model, not a curated record. Lineage: Eukaryota; Metazoa; Arthropoda; Insecta; Lepidoptera; Plutellidae.